GGGGUUCCUGGCACCUGCCCCCUGCCACCCCCCCGGGGGGUCCCCGGGACCCUGCCCACGGAGCGGGGGCUGCAGGGGGUGAUGGCAAAUGGGGACACGGCAGGGACAGCAACGCUGGGGGGCUGGAGCCACUGCUGGGGGGAAGAGUGCUGGGACAGCUGUGAGCUGCUGCUGCCCAGGCCGGGCUCACAGCGCCCAGGCCAGGCUUAAAGCACCCAGGCCGGGCUUACAGCACCCAGGCCGGGCUUACAGCACACAGGCCAGGCUUACAGCACCCAGGCCGGGCUUACAGCACCCAGGCCGGGCUUACAGCACCCAGGCCGGGCUUACAGCACCCAGGCCGGGCUUACAGCACCCAGGCCGGGCUUACAGCACCCAGGCCGGGCUUACAGCACCCAGGCCGGGCUUACAGCACCCAGGCCGGGCUUACAGCACCCAGGCCGGGCUUACAGCACCCAGGCCGGGCUUACAGCACCCAGGCCGGGCUUACAGCACCCAGGCCGGGCUUACAGCACCCAGGCCGGGCUUACAGCACCCAGGCCGGGCUUACAGCACCCAGGCCGGGCUUACAGCACCCAGGCCGGGCUUACAGCACCCAGGCCGGGCUUACAGCACCCAGGCCGGGCUUACAGCACCCAGGCCGGGCUUACAGCACCCAGGCCGGGCUUACAGCACCCAGGCCGGGCUUACAGCACCCAGGCCGGGCUUACAGCACCCAGGCCGGGCUUACAGCACCCAGGCCGGGCUUACAGCACCCAGGCCGGGCUUACAGCACCCAGGCCGGGCUUACAGCACCCAGGCCGGGCUUACAGCACCCAGGCCGGGCUUACAGCACCCAGGCCGGGCUUACAGCACCCAGGCCGGGCUUACAGCACCCAGGCCGGGCUUACAGCACCCAGGCCGGGCUUACAGCACCCAGGCCGGGCUUACAGCACCCAGGCCGGGCUUACAGCACCCAGGCCGGGCUCACAGCGCCCAGGCCAGGCUUAAAGCACCCAGGCCGGGCUUACAGCACCCAGGCUGGGCUUACAGCACCCAGGACAGGCUCACAGCACCCAGGCCGGGCUUACAGGAGGGGGAGGAAAUGCCAGCACCCCCUGCUGUCACCACCCGGACAAAGGUCCCUGAGAGCCGGGGGACAGCCACCAGCCCAGGCCAGUGGCAAGUGCUGGCCAUGGGGCCGGCCCAGGGGGCCCCCAGCAAGUCCUUGGGGUUCUGUGUCCCACCGAGCACGGGGACAAAGGCAGACCCAGCGGAAGUGACAGCAGCAAUUCCAGACAAAGAGCAGGAGGUGGGACACAGGUGGUGA
Molecule: messenger RNA, 1309 nt
Organism: Ficedula albicollis (Collared flycatcher)
Lineage: Eukaryota; Metazoa; Chordata; Aves; Passeriformes; Muscicapidae
Product: mucin-1-like
Exons: 3
Coding region: 89-1309 (406 amino acids)
Source: RefSeq, a predicted model, not a curated record